This is a messenger RNA of Schistosoma spindalis, 3931 nucleotides long. Lineage: Eukaryota; Metazoa; Platyhelminthes; Trematoda; Strigeidida; Schistosomatidae. The record is from the annotation of a GenBank genome assembly.
GUUACACCAAUAGAAGUCUCCUUUAUUAGCGCGUUGUUUGUCCAUUGGCGUUUAAGGUGGUCGGAUUAUGCCGCACAAGCUACCCUUUCGUGUCGUGUAUGUUUCAAGCCAAGAAGAACACUUCCCUGCCACAGAAUUAAAUCAUCACCAUCCAGGAACUAAAGGAUGGGUUUCUACUCGCUUUUGUUCUUACCCUCAACAGCUUAUUUUAUCUUUGGAAGCCAAAGCUAGCUUUCGCAAAAUACAGUUGCUUUGCCAUCAAUAUCUAAUUGCAUCGAAGAUUGAGUUUUUUGUUGGAGAUACGCCGGAUGAUGAAAUGGAACAUUUUAAAAACGCCAGGUAUACUAGACUUGGAUAUGUAGCGCUUUCAGACAAUCAAGCAACAGAGUACAAAGCGAGGGAAUUAAAGUCAGUUCAUAUUGACGCUUCUGGCUCAUAUAUUCAACUGUUUCUCUAUAAAAACCAUCCGAAUAACUUAAACUUAUACAGUCAGGUUGGGAUUGUUGCUAUAAACCUGAUCGGAGAUUUUAUCGAUAAGAAUGGACAGUCGGAUUCUGAUGAUUCCCCAGUAGGUCUUUUCAGGCCAGAUUACAUACCUCCCACUGAAGACUUGGCGUUUGAUAUGUAUCAAGAUCCCGAAGUUGCUAACAUAAUAAGAAGGUUAGAAAAACAAAAACGUCUAGCUGUUAAGGCUGAACGCUUUGACCAAGCUCAAGGUAUACGAGAUGCUAUAACUCAACUACAUCAGGUCGGUGAACGUCUCGGUAGAUUAGCACUUGAAAAACAACAAGCUGUUGAAGAAGAAAACUAUGAACAAGCUAAGUUAAAAAAAAAUCAAAUAACUGAAAUGCGUACUAACUUGUAUCGAGAUAUUGAUUUAAUGAAAUUGUUGUCUAGUAAUACUUCAACAGAACAAAGUGAAAAACUUUAUGGUCGACCGGAUAACCAGUUUCCUGAUACGAAUAAUGACCGGAACAAAAUAAAUCCAAUACAACCAAUACAUUUUCAAAAUUUAUUAAUAAGUGAUGAUCCAAACGAAAAUAGGCGUAGUAAUGGGUCAUAUAUUGUUAAUAACAACAAUAGCAAUAAUAAUAAUCAAGAUGUUGAUUACUUUCCAUUUCGUCGUGCUUAUCCUUCAAAUGAUCCUGAUGAACGUCCUUUACCAGCUCUUAAAAAUAAGCAUAGAAAUAAUAGUCCAAUAGUCGAUCCAGCUGAUGAAGAGCAUUAUACAUCGGAAUUACCAGUCCCAGUGCUUCAUGAACAAUCUUUUGAGAAUUACAAUCAUUCUGAACAUAUACCACCACUUGAUGCAGUUGAAGCUAUUCAAAGAGACAUUGAUACUUAUGAAGAUGAACAAACGAUGAAAUACUUAGAACAAGCAGCUCAUGAUCGCAUGGUCGAUGGUAGAGAAAAUUUUCAGCAUAGUAUACUUGAUCUUCCUGAGCCAAUGAGCGAAACCAAUCGACGUCAGGCUGGUGUAGCUAUUGAUGUUGUAGGCAUUAACCUUGUUACAAAAGCAUAUAGCAAAUCGUGGGUUUUUCGUGAAAAAGCUCUACUUGAAUUAGAACAACGUGUAACUGCACCGAAACUUCCUCCUCCUGUAUCACUUCCUGAUACAGCACAUCCUGAUCCAAAAGCAGAAAUUCGAUCGACUACAUUUCUUUUACGUCGUGCAUUAAAUGAUCAAGUUUUGUCAAUAUUUCGUUUAGCCACAAAAUUCCUCAAACCAACAAUUGUUAAUUUUGCCGAUAGAUAUGGUAUUCCACGACCUGAUUUAUAUUAUUGCAUGGAUAAAUUAACUCCAGUAAUUUUUCAACGAACUAGUGAUACUUCAUCACGUGUUAGAGAGAUAGCUAAACAACAGAUUUUAGAUAUGGCACAAUGGCCACAGAUGAAGCAAAAUACAACAUUUUGGAAUGAAUUAGUUCGACCCUUUUCUCCCGUAACAUUAGAUCGUUUAGCUUUAAGUCGAAUUGAGCUAGCAACAGAAUUAUACGCCAGUCGUGGUGUAGAUCCUGCUUUUUGUAAUGAACAUGGACAUGUCAAUCAGGGAAGUUUUACUUUAGAGGCACUAACUAUAUUCACUGCAAAAUGCUUAGACCAUCGAUCAAACGAAGUUCGUGAAGCUGCUGAAAAUCUUAUAGUUGCUCUUUAUCGUUCUGAAGAUCGAGCUACUGUUCGUAGACUUACACCUUUAGAUGAUGUGAAUUCCAAUCGACAUCCUUUAUAUAGAAGAUUACUUGGAAAAUUCGAUCGGAUCGACGGAAGAUAUGAUCCACCAUUGAAUGAUCGACCACCUGGGAUUAAAGCUUCAGUCAAACAAAAAGAAGUUGAAGCACUUCAGGCAGACGUUCAACAACUCCGUGCUAUAGUCGAACAUGGCAAUCGUGGUCAUUUGACUACCCAUAAGCCUAAUUCACGUGUAUCACGUACUGUACCUUCACAAAAUUAUGAUAGAAAAUCUGCUUCAAGGUUAAAAAAUAAUGAUCGUAAAUCUGCAAAUAACUCACAACCUGGGCCUCCAUCUGUAUCACCGAAUCGUCAGAAUCAUACAUCUAAUCAACAUGGUUCACGAAUUGCAAAAAAUGACAAUCAAAACAGAAAUUCUUCGACUGCUAACAUUCAAUUGGAAAUAAAUUCACAACAACAUACUGAAGAAGCAGAAUUUUUACUUAGUUUAGAUAAGACAUGUAUAUUUUGUGGAGAACAAAAUGAUUCGUUUACAGAGGAAGGAUUAGAUAUACAUUAUUGGAAAAGUUGUCCAAUGCUUCAUCGUUGUCCUAAUUGUAAACAGGUAGUUGAAAUAGCUGGUUUAACGGAUCAUUUACUUAAAGAAUGUGAAGCUUGUACACCAGGACAGUAUGUUCGUUGUUCUAAAUGUUCAGAAGCUGUAUUAAAAACACAUUUAAGCAAUCAUCAUUGUUUACCUAUCAAAUUACCAUCUGGACUACGUUGUCCACUUUGUCAUCAUGAUUUACCAAAUUUACCAGAUUCAGUUGCUCCUGGUGGUCCAGAAGAUGUUUGGAAAGCUCAUUUAUUAGGUUCAUCCAAUAGUACCAUUCAAAUGCCUCAAUGUACAGAGAAUCCAAGAAGUUUACAAAGUCAACAACAGAAAUAUAAUGGCCACUUCACAAAAAGUACCAGUAACUCAGAAGCUAAUAAAACGAAAAGUGGGAUACCUCGACCGUUUAAUGUAAACAAAGUUCGUCCAGUUUAACUAACUUGUACUUUAUUUGCUAUAGUUUGUUUGUUUUGUUUUUUUUUCAAAAGAAAGAAAAUCAUUUUCUUUCUACCAGUUACAAUUUUAUUGUUUCAAUCUCUUUCUAAAUAGAAUUUUUUUUCAAUCAUGUAAUAUUCUGUCGAUCUAUGUAUUCUUGGCUCACAAGUGGAUUUCUUGUUCAUGAAUAGAGGUAGUCGUGUAAAUGUGGUUUACUUUAAUUUACUUUCAAUAUAUGAAAGAGGACAUUAAUGUAUAUGAAAAAUAGAAGACGAAGAAUUACCUCCAUUUAGUUUUUGGUGAAUACAAGCAAUUUAUAUAAAGUCUGUAAAUUGGUCAAUCUUAUUUUCUCAUCUGAAUCAGUAAUUCAUUGUCAUUAAAUGAAGUUUUGUGUAUGUUGGUUCAAAGCUUCAUUCUUUCAUCAUUUCAUGCUUGUAUACAUUGUUGUUAUAAUCUUAUAAGUAAUAUACCUUUGUUUAAAAGAAAAUAUUUGUCAAAUAACUUAUUGUUUGAUGAAUUACAGUUGUUCACACUACUAUUAAUUAUAAUUAUAUACCUGUUAUUAACUCUAACAUUUGGUUUACGAUAUAACGCUGGUACUGUCAUAACCGGUAUAUCUGUGUGUUUACUGAAGUGUUCGUUUAUUAUACUUUACAAUUCUUAUUUUUUAUCAUUUAUUAAUCAACUUAAGAUUAAGCAUUUAAAAAAACAGUA